AUGGCAAAUCUUUUGAGUUAUACUUAUUAUUCAAAAAUCUACAAAGACGGUUUAAACGAUAAAAAGCCAUUAAGUACGAAAUUUCACGUUCUCGAGCAGCAGGCCAAAGACAUAUUGCCUGCAGCUGGCUUUGGUUAUGUUCAUAAUUGUGCAGGUAGCCUGGAAACAGACGAGAAGAAUAAAGCUGCCUUCAAGCGCUGGUCUAUAUUACCCACAAGGUUAGUUGGGCCCGGAUUUCCUGAUCUAUCCGUGAAGCUAUUCGGUGAGAAGUACGAUUAUCCUGUAGCGCUCGCUCCAAUUGGUGUUCAAAAAGUCUUUCACCCAAAAGGUGAAAUAGCUGCGUCCAGCGCCGCUUUUAAAGAAGACGUACCUUAUAUUCUUAGCACUGCAACAGCCACAUCAUUGGAAGAUGUCGCAAAGUCAAAUGAAAAUGGUAAGAGAUGGUAUCAAUUAUAUUGGCCGGCUAAUGAGAAUAAUGAUAUUACUGCUUCUUUAUUAAAUCGGGCGAAGAACAAUGGUUUCAAAGUUCUCGUAGUAACGUUAGACACAUAUGUUUUAGGAUGGCGUCCAGGAGAUAUUGAUAAUGCAUACAAUCCAUUUAUAAAAGCAGAUAAUAUUGGGGUAGCAAUCGGAACAUCUGAUCCAGUUUUCAGAAAAAAAUUUAAAGAAAAAUACGGAGUUGAAGUUGAAGAAGACAUGCAAAAUGCUGCUCCAGAAUGGACAAGCACGAUUUUUCCUCAAAGAAACCAUUCCUGGGAAGAUAUUGAAUUUUUGAAGAAACACUGGGAUGGGCCAAUAGUUUUGAAGGGUAUUCAAACGGUGUCAGAUGCAAAGAAAGCAGUGGAAUAUGGAGUUCAAGGAAUCAUUGUGUCUAGUCAUGGUGGAAGACAACAGGAUGGAGCUGUGGGUAGUCUUACUGUCUUACCUGGGAUUGUUGAUGCAGUUGGUAAAAAGUUAGAAAUUAUAUUUGAUUCAGGAAUUAGAAGCGGUGCAGAUAUUACGAAAGCUCUCGCACUAGGUGCAAAAUUUGUUCUUAUUGGCCGUCCUUACAUUUACGGUCUUGCUGUUGGAGGCGAGGAAGGUGUUAGGCAUGUGAUUAAAUCAUUUUUAUCUGAUCUUGAAUUAACUUUACAUCUCUCUGGAGUUAAAAAAGUUUCCGAUUUGUCAAGAAGUAUACUUUUUGAUGAAUUCAAAAAGGAAUAA
Molecule: messenger RNA, 1203 nt
Organism: Priceomyces carsonii
Lineage: Eukaryota; Fungi; Ascomycota; Pichiomycetes; Serinales; Debaryomycetaceae
Product: lactate 2-monooxygenase
Exons: 1
Coding region: 1-1203 (400 amino acids)
Molecular function (GO): FMN binding; oxidoreductase activity
Source: RefSeq, a predicted model, not a curated record